Molecule: messenger RNA, 1631 nt
Organism: Chelonus insularis
Lineage: Eukaryota; Metazoa; Arthropoda; Insecta; Hymenoptera; Braconidae
Product: golgin subfamily A member 7
Exons: 3
Coding region: 269-739 (156 amino acids)
Biological process (GO): peptidyl-L-cysteine S-palmitoylation; protein targeting to membrane
Cellular component (GO): palmitoyltransferase complex
Source: RefSeq, a predicted model, not a curated record
UCGGGCACGCAAGUAACAAAUUAAUGGCUUCCAGCUCGUGUUUCUGCUGACGCUAUUCUUGUAAUCGCGCGUUUCACAAUUUGCGAAUUAUUGUCAGUUAUUCAUAUAAAAAAAAUCUAAUUCGAUUGAGAUUUGACAGGGUGUACAGCUCCAAAUAUAGUAACUCACAAUUAUUGUAAUUAAAUGACUAAUGUGGAUUAAUUAUCAUUAAACAUUAGUGCUUUAUCUUGACAAUUGGCCCACCCACGACACCAAGACGAAGCUCAAAAUGCCUCUCGGUAAUCACGUUGCCUUAAGACCAUUAGAUGACAUGUCUGCUGGACGUGGUCAAGCUGGUGGUGGUGGUGGGCCACCACAAAAUUGUAUGAAGGUUUUUAUCCAACGCGACUACAGCCAAGGCACUAUGGUAAAAUUUCAGACUCGAUUUCCUCCAGAAUUAGGUGACAGACUUGAUGUAGAUUCUUUUGAGUACACAAUCAAUCAACUGAAUAAUUAUUUUGCUGAAGCAGAAAGAGCUAGCUGUUCAACUUACUGUGAAGGUUGUCUUGCUUGUUUGACAGGUUAUUUAAUUUAUAUUUGCACUGAAACUCACUAUGAAAAGUGUUUGAGAAAAGUAGCUAAAUUUAUUUGCGAACAAAAUGAUAGAGUAUAUAGGCCUCGUGGACUUUUAUUGACAGAUCCAACUACUCGAGGUUUAAGACUUAUAGAAAUUUCAAUAUUAGAUAGACCACCAUCGUGACUGCAUGUAAGCCGAUCCACGGAAUUUUUCAUGUGACCCAAAUUUAUUUUUCAAUUUUUUACCGUUCAAUAUUUUUUUUUAUGACUUCAGUAAAAAAUUUGAUUUCGCAUAAUUAUCUUUGAUGUUAUGAGUACAUCUAUACUUGUAUCUUUUUGUUUUUUGUAGCAGAAGGAAUAUUCAGGUGAUUUUUUUUAUUUCUAUUACUCGCAACAAUUUCAAGUAUAGUUGUUGAUAAAGAUGGAAAUAAUAUGCAUUUAUAAUUUAUUUAGGUGCAAUGAGAAAAAAAGGCAAAAUAGGUUGUUUUUUUAUAUUUAUAAAGGGCAUGACAUUAAAGUAAAUACAUAAUUGAAAAUAAUUCUUCCAUUUUUUUCAUGUUAUGACAUGAAAAAAAAAACAACUUACUUCCAACUAUUCUCUUCAUUAGAGCAAGGUUAACUGGCCGUAAAUAAAUGAUGAAAUGAAGUUGCGACGUUUCUUUUCUUUUAUAGAAAUUUACUUCGGUGUUAAUAUUCUUAUUAUGUUUUCGUUUUAAAAGGAAAAUUCCCUGGAUUGGUUUGUAGGAAAUGUUUAAAAAAUUGCGCAGUGAUGGUAAAGCGUAAGAGUAAAAUAAUUUAAGGAAUAAAGUGAAUGAGAUUUUUUUAACUUGAAGUAAUUCAACAAAAAUUAACAAAUAUGCGUUAAACAUGACGCAGUAGUCUUUCUAGCUGCAAUAUAUAAGUCUGAGAAUGAUAUUUCGGUUUUACGAUAAAUGUAAAUUUUUCUCAGUGAAUGAAUGUUGGAAAACUUCUUUGAAAAAACGAUGUUUAAAUCAAUUUUAAAAUUUAUCUAAAUUUUUCGGUAUGUAAGGUAGGAUUGGGAACGAUGUAAAUAAUGCAAUGAUGAUAAAGUGAAU